Nymphaea colorata (pocket water lily) is the source of this 588-nucleotide messenger RNA. RefSeq names its product SEED MATURATION PROTEIN 1. Gene Ontology annotation, biological process: seed dormancy process. The record is from RefSeq and is a predicted model, not a curated record. Lineage: Eukaryota; Viridiplantae; Streptophyta; Magnoliopsida; Nymphaeales; Nymphaeaceae. The coding region runs from base 200 to 442 and encodes 80 amino acids. The transcript has a single exon.
AACAAUUAUACACAGACACCUGCAACCCCUGUUCAAGAUCGUGUCUUAUUCUUUUACACGUAGAGCCAAAGAGUUACACGCGUUGGAGAGCUACACCUUGUUCCAGAAACGUCAGCUCCUCCACCUCCCGGUUUAUUGCAUUUAACGGACUCCUGGGAAGGGUAUCUCUGAACCCAAAAAAAGAGGGAGAGUGAGAGAGAUGGCAAAGAGCAAGGAGGAUUGGAAGUACGCGGCAGCUCAAGCCAAGGUCUCUGAGGACGAAGGCCUUCGCACAGGCUAUGUGGCAGGGACGCCAUUGGAGGCCGGUAAGAUCGCCGACUCGGAGCCCGUCAAUCUCUUCCCGACGGCCUCCCCUCAGAAGCCUGAGCAGGACCGAAGCCAGCAGCUCCACCAGCCGGGCCCUCACCAUGAACAGCAACAGCACCCUUCCCAAACUUCUUAGUCUUCAGAAAACCGAUGAGGCAUAAUACUUCAGUACAUCUGCCAUUGAUCUCAUUUUUCUUUUUCUUUUCUUCUUUUACAGUUUGUAAUGACGAGCUCAGCUAGUACUCCUUUGUGGGUUAUGUGAUCAGUGGGUACUUCUGUCAA